CUUAAGUUCCUCAAACUUUGAGAAUCAAAUUAUGCGUAAUUUCUCGAGUGUGUUUGGAAGCUAUUAGGCGCCUGAAUCACAGGACGUUAUGAAUUCCUUAAGGUGAGUGGCCCAUUCCUCCAAGAUAAUUGAAAAUAAUGUUUUAGAUGGCGCGAUUAUCGAAAGUUUGUCGGUGUAGAGAAUGUAAUAUUUAACUUUGCCUGUCUAUAGCAGUUUUAGCCUCAGUGUACUUGAUGAUGAUAAACCUGUAAUUGUUGGUCUUCUGUAGAUAGAUAGAGAUGGAUAGAUUAUCUAUAUUUACCCACAGACAUCAGCCAUAAAAACAUUCAAAUAUAUAAACAUGCAUUAAAUGGAUAAGAUACCAUAAAAACUAUACUUAAAGCACAAACCUAACUAAAGCUGCUUUCCAUGAAUGCCAUGCCGGAACGUACUUCUUUAAUUAAAAGCUGAAAUAAUUCAAGGGACUCUGCUUGUCAUAUGUCACGAGGAAGUCUGUUCCAAAGAGUGGCGCCACUACAGCUAAAGCUAUUUAUGUAAUAGUUUGUGCGCGGCUAAGGAACAUUAAGCUUAUUCUCAGAGUCUCUUAGGUUAUAUGCAGUUUCUCGCCUUUCAAAUUUGGAACAUAAAUAAUCUGGAAUUAAACCAUGCAGAGACUUAUAAACCAUUGUGGCUCUUUGUAUUUGCUGCUGGGAAGCUAGGUUUUUCCAGCUCAGGAGCUCAAAAAAGUGACCAGCAUUUGCGUCAUAAUUUGAAUAAGUCAAAACAUGGGCUGCUCUGUUUUGUGUCUUCUGUACCUUUUUCUGCAAAGUUAUCCUGCAGUUUCCCCAAACAAUAUUACAAUAAUCAAAAUGUGGCUCAAUCAGAGCUUGAUAUAUUAGAAGCAAAGUCGCUUGAGGGACAAGGUGCCUUAUUCAUUUUAUAGCCCCAAUGCCAGAAGCAACUUUCUUUGUUAGUUUAUCAAUGUGACUGCUCCAAUUAAGUUUGUUGUCAAUGGUCACUCCGAGUAAUUUUGCAGUGGUGACCUGGCUAACUUGAUUGUCUUAAAUUGUGAUCGUCAGAGAAACUGCAAGAGUACUUAAUCUCUGCCUCGAACUGAUGAGCAUAAACGUGGUAUUAGUCAUAUUUAGCAUAAGUUUGUUUGCUCUCAACCAAUUGAGAAUACAACUGAAGAUUGUCUACACAAUCACCUGCAUAUGUAAGGUGGGUGUUGUCGGCAUCACAAAGUGUGGAUUGAAAUUGACCAAAUGUAUGAGCAGUCUGUGGAAAAGCUGAUGUUUUGAGCAUUAGCCCUUUGUCAGAGCAAUUGGAGGAAUUGUGGGUUGUGUGUGGGUUUAUAUGCAGAAAGUGGAGCUACGCUAUUGGUGGGAAUAUGGUGACAAAAACAGGUUGGAUGCGUCCUUGUCAUUUUUCUUUCCACACUGAAUGUGAAUGUGUUCGGUCGGAAUCAGGUCACCCAUUCAACUCAGACACAGAACCUAAGUUUACCUGCCCUUUAUUCCUUUAAAUUCAGACACAGAACCACAGUUUCUAUUUUAGAAACUUAUUUCCCAUUUUUAUUCCCCAUUUCCUUUAAAAUUCAGGUCUGUUGACAUUCCCCAUUUCCUAUUCUCCAUUUCCUAUUCCCCAUUUCCUAUUCCCCAUUUCCUAUUCCCCAUUUCCUAUUCCCCAUUUCCUAUUCCCCAUUUCCUAUUCCCCAUUUCCUAUUCCCCAUUUCCUAUUCCCCAUUUCCUAUUCCCCAUUUCCUAUUCCCCAUUUCUCAUUCCCCAUUCCUCAUUCCUCAUUCCUCAUUCCUCAUUCCUCAUUCCCUGUUCCCUCAUCCAUAGCUAAUUUAAAACUACAGUUGAGUAACGAUUUAUUAAUUGAUAACAUCUUAGCAAUAAAUUGAGUUCUAUCUUACAAGGUGCUAAGUUAUGACUUGUUGUAAAUCAGUUUGCAUUAUUCACUUGUAAACAUUCAAGCUUAUUGGCUAGAGCCCAUUUUUAUAACCAUGAAAAUAAUGAUAAUAAUAAUUAUAGUAAUAAUGAUAACGAUAAUUUUAGAACAAUCAUCAUUGUAAAGGAUGCAUUAAUCAGUAAUCUCAUUUCCUAACAAGACUGAAAAACAGUUUAAAGAUGUAAUGGUCAAAAGUGAUGAAUCCUAUCAAGUUAAUAAUGAUACAAUAAUAAGAUACAAGCAAUGAAGAAGAUAUUGAUGAAAACUGAAAUGUCUAACCUUUGCGUCUUUUUGCUAGUUAAUGGUAGUGUUAUUAAUUUUUUUUACUUGAAGGAAAAAGGUUGGAAACUUCAUUGCUGGUAAUGAUACCAGCCAGACUCAACAGACAGACCAACAAGCAAAGGGAAAUCAUACUCCUCUUCCUGAAGAUCAAUAUGUAUUUCCUGGAAUAAGAUACACCCUCCACUUUGUUACCAUUGAUGUCACAACAAUUGGUCAAAGUGAGCACAUAAAUCUCCUUAUAGAUUUUGACAUAACUAGUGCUUUGCUUUGACCCCUUACAGUGAUUCACAUUAAUUUGAUUUCUCCUCACAACAUCACUCCUGAAUCACACAAUAAAGGCAUGAGAAUAAAAGGAAAUGAUCAUCAACUUAAUUAAGAAGCUCUUGAUUGGUAAACAAAUUCUUCUUGUGAGCAGCUUAGGCAGUGUAUGGAGAACAGUAUGGAGAAUAUGUAAAACUAUACUGAUGAUUGGGUGUCAAAGGUUAAUGAGGAAUAAUCUUUGCACAGUUAUCAUUACUCAGAGUUACUAAUUGGUCAACUGCUGAAUCUUCUCCUUUCUUUUUUGUAUGAAAUUGUCCUACAUUUGUAUGUUGUUUUUAAAGGAAUCUCAGAAAACUUAUUUAUCUAUUACUUCUGUCUAAAUUACAGCCACAUUUGGCCUUGUCACUGGAAAGACAAGUGUUUCUUCUGAUGUGACAAGUAAGUAUGCCAAGCUUGGUGAACCUUAUCAGCAAGGAUUUAUUCUUGAAACAUUUAAAGCAGUGCCAGGAAUUGGGAAGAUUGGUUGGAAUGCAAGUGAAACUCCAUAUCAAGGAGUCUUCUCAAGGCCGAUGGGGUAUGUUAAGAAAUAAAAUAUAUCAGUCUAUAAUUUCUCUCAGUCAUUAUGCAUGUUGUGAUUGGUCAAUUUAGUAGGCCAUACUCUUUCAUUUGCCCACUAUGAUUUAGAGAUGUUUUUGUUGCAAAAUCUCUAGUUCCUGAAUUUCAUAGGAAUUGAAUGUUUACAUCUUUUGUUUUCUUUGAAUGUGGAAGUUGUACUCAUUAAGGAGAAUUUUCCCUGUGCCCUUGAAAAGUUUUAUUCCAAGUAUCUUUAUAUCAAAUAGUCCACACUAUCUGGCAACUUUGCUUUUUGCUUUUCAAAGAAAAUCUUGUGAUACUUUUCCAUUUACACUGCUAAUCUAUACUGCUACUACAACAGGUUUCUGUAUGUUUCCUAUUUGAAAGCAAUUUUCCUGAAAAUGCAACUACUUAUAGUGGACGCCAUGUUUUCUUGAGUAAUUUUUCAUUGGAGUGAGAGACUCAUAAGAGUCACCUUAAUCAAAAUAUCUUUUAUCUCCUUGUUGGUUUGUUUGAAAUAAUAAUUUUCUGAAUGAGACUUAUAUCACUUAAUUGUGCAAAAGUAUGAAGUAGAUUUGAAGAGAAAUAGUGGUAUAAUAUUGGUCCAAAACAAAAAUGUGCGACACUGGCUCCUCUGAUGUUAGGAAAUAAGGUCAAAACAAGAACCUUGAUGUACAAAUUUUAUUUUUAUGAUUACUUUUUUCAACUAUAUGUGAUUCAUUAAUUGAUACAUUCCAACUAGUUUAUGAUCUUGUAGUCACACUUUCAGAAACUCAAUAUCACAUUAGUUAGGUGAGAAUGAGUCCUUACCUUAUGCUCAGAAAACUGCUGUUUUUAUCAAUCAGUGCUCCAGUUUACCACUCAUGGCAACUGUUGGUGGUAAAAUCAAGCAUCCAGACAGUAGAACGAGCAGGACUGUUGGAUCAGCUCUCGGGUCGUGGUAAUGAUGUCACUAACCAGUCAGGAAUUAUUUCAGUGGUAAGUGGCACUGCUUUCCUUUCACUUAAUUAUUGUACAGUCCAGUCUUGUGUCAUCAGACUUUUUCUUUUAGUAACUUCUAGGUGAACUGUGUUUUCAUUUUAAACUGAACUAAAAAUCCACAAGAAAUUGUUGGAAGUUCAAGUUGAAGUGGUUUAGUGUUACAAGCCUAGCUUGAAUCAGCCCAUCACUGCUGUGAGAAUGUAUCCAUUUUCCUGAGCAUGAAGCAACUAGGAGGUAAAGAGAGAGGAGAUUAUUUUCCAAGUCUGAACAAAAGUUGCUCAGACCAUGAUAAUCUAGCUAGAAAAGUCUGAUAGUAAGCAAAGAAUUCUCCAAACUCACUAAUAAACACCCUGCUUAAUCCAGAGUUGAGGUUGCUAAUCACCAAGGCCAAGUUGUAUAAAGGGUGAAUAAUGGAUAAAUAUCCAAUGGAUAAACUGCUAACCAGCAGGUAAGUAUCAGCAAAAGGUAUGGUGUUAUCCAGCCAACAGAGGUUUAUUCAGUGGAUAGCAUUAUCUAACCCAUGAACAACCCUCGUCAGUUCAACUCUCCUCUACUUCAAAAUGGAAACUAGAAUUUAAUAAAAAGGUAGCUUAUGCAUAAUGAGCCUGAAGUAUGCAGUUAUCAACACCAGUUUUUGCAUUUAUUUUUCUGUGGCAGAUUGCUCAAUAUUGCAGGCAAGGUGGGCGUUUAGCAAGUGUUGAACUAACUGGACAGAAAGAAAGUCAGGGAGUGUUAGCAAAAGUUGGUGGUAAAAGUGAAGGUAAUUGAAGGUUUUCAUUUAAUUGAUACAGUUUUUUUUUAUUAUAAAAAUUUGUUGAAAGGUAGUUGAGAAGGAAAUAAAGCUUGUUUUUUCCUCGUGGUUUCAGUGUUUGGCUGUGAUGUGUUCUUCAACAUGCCAUUGCACCAGAACCCUACACUGUACACAUACCAGCUUGUUAAUGUUCCUGUUCAAAUAAUGUACUUGGGUCCUGGAAAGCUUGUCAAAGUCACUUGUGACUGGAUGGCACACUUUACUCAACAUUUACAAAAGGGAUGGAAAUUGGUGGAUAUCUUUUGGGAUCAGGGAAAAAGAAGUCAUGGAGGUAUUUAUGCUGUUGUCAAUAUUUCAUAAUUUAAUUUCUUUUCCAGUACCAAAAGUGUCAAAUCCUGCGAUCUGAUUGGUACUUAGUGUGAUCUGGAUUUUCCUGAAAUCAUACCAAUGCCCUAGUGAGUUUUCAUCUAUAGUUUUACACAGAAACAAUUUUGUUUUAAUUUACGUAUAUUUAAUCUUUGUAAGGCUAAAAUGCACUGGAAGAAAUACUUAACUUAAAAUACUCAUCCUUAAAACAUUAAAAUACUCACUGCAAGGUCCUCCAAGCUGGCAAAGAACACAUUUUGAAUAUGCAGUCCUCAAAUGGAAAAUAAAACUUGAUUACAUGAGGAGGUAACAAUCUCAUCAACUUUAACAGAAAUGGGAAGGUAAUCAUAUGCGAUACAAAAAGUUAAGAGUGGGUUGAAAGAGAUAGGGAAUCCGUUGGUGAAGUUGUUGAAAUAUUUGCUAAUAUCAGUUAACUAACUCAUUUCUCUGGUGCGCUAGACUUUUCCCUCUCUGGAGAUCACAAUUCAGUGUGGUUUUUUGAAAGAGAGACUAAAAAAAUGACAGACCUCUAUCCAGUUUACCAAGGCACCAUUAUUGAGUACCAGCACACAGUAAAGGUAUGUAGUUGUUUCUGGAACAGGAGAGUUGAAACUCAGACUUUGUUAUGAACUGUUCCUUGUCUCAUUACCAGACUGUGAUGGUUGCCCCCUAGUUAACCACGGAAUGUACAUCUUCUUGCUCUACACCAAGUUUUAUCAAUUGAAAAUGUUUAGUUUCAUAUGUUCUGUAAGUAAAACUGAACUAACAAAAAAGUAAAGGGGUAAGUUUCUAGAGAAACUGUGGUGCUGCAUUGGUGAGAGAGUGUAACAGAGUGUAAUUUGGUGUUAUCAACUAAGUUGAUAAUGUAAAUUGGCCACGGUAAAGUUUGAACCUUUCCCUCACAAUAUCCAGGUAUUUAUUCUCUGUACUAUCUGCCAUGCAUUUUAUAAACAUGUAGCUCAGAGAAUUCAUUCUUAAAUGAAACAGUAUCCUACCCUCUAUUGUUAUAAAUACAAUGUCAAUGAAAGGAUAAACUUAAUUUUAAUUUGUAACAUCUGGGGCUGUAAGAGUUACUUUAGGCACAUGGGAGCUUGCACAUCAGAAUUGUGAGGGGUUCCUUUUCAAUUGUUAUUUGGAAUAAAUAUCCUUACCUGUUUCCCCUUAUUGUUGAUAUCAACAUUACCUUAAUUUUUUUUUUUUAGGUACCAGUAAUUAAGACAUUUUUAGGACUGUAAAUUAACUUCAAGUAGUUAUUCAAUGAUUUUCUUCCUCGGUAGAACUUAGUAAUUAAAUUAGUACUUCUGACAAUAUUUCUUUUCCUCUUCAGCUGGGCUUUUUUGAGACCAAAGCCAAAGGAGAUUGGACACCAAUGAUAACAGAAAUGGGCAACAGAGGCUGGGAGCUAGCAUGCAUGUUAGAGACUCCAGAGGUUGCAAAAAUAGGCCUUGGAAGCAUGACAUUCAAAGUGUUAUUUUUCUUUCAAAGACGUUUGGUGCAACCCACACCACAUGGGGGCUACCCCACAGCUAUCCCGCAGGGAAUUCCUGGUCCCUAUAGGCCUCCUCAGGCCCCUCAUGUUCCACCCCCUGGGGCACAGUACCCUAUGACUGGGCAGGCAGCAGGGUACUACCCUCCUCAGGGGCAAGGUGCUUAUCCUCCAACAGGAGGAUACCCAAACUAUGCACCUCCACCCUACAGUGCAGCACCUGAACCAAGUGCUCCCCCCCUGCCCGAGAAACAGUGAAUGUCAUAAUUUAUAUCUGUUUUAGAAGACCUAAUUUCAAAUGUAAUUUUUUAUGCUGUGAGCUGCAUACUAUUAUUCGUACUACAAUCUCAAGCAUUAUCAUUCAUAUCUAUAUCUAUAUAUAUAAGUUUGACAUAAUUAGGAAUUUUUUAAAUUAAAAUUUAUUUAAAGUUAUUAUAUGAAUAUAGCGAACUCUGAGCAGAGGCUUCUAGAGUGUGAAACUCCACUCAUGUAAUGAGGAAAGGAAUUGGUUUGAAAGUGGCCUGUUGUUCUCUUAGUUUAAACAUUGGCAUUUUGUAAAACUAUAGCCAAGUAGUUCAAAACUCAUUGGCACUCAUUGCUGGUUUACUUUAUACAAAACUUGUACAUCAACGUUUCUUACCUUUGUGUCUGGAUUUCUAUCAGCUCUUCACAAGUCUUUUCAAUGUGACAGUCACAAAUAACAUUGAAAGGUUGUAGAAAUGAUUGUAUGACUGUUAAAGUUUGUGCAGGUAAAGAGGUCUGAAAAAAAUUCAGGCUUUAACAGAGUUAGACCUGUGCUCUGGUCAGAUACUGGUCAUACAGUACUACCUACUGAGCUGUGAAGCCACAUAUUGGGAGCAUGGUAAAUUUAUGUGAUAUAUCUUGUCACAAUUUUGCAUUCAUCAUAAAUGAAUGUGAAAAAUGAAAUAUCGAAUUCUAGUAUAUACUACACAGGUGGAUAAUACUUUCCACAUACACAGAUUGGCUAGAGAAGAAGUAAAGAGUAAGUAUAAAGUGAGCAGUGAUGAGUUUAACUUCCAUUUUUUUGGGGGGUUUAACAUUCAAGUGAUUGUCAGUAAGUUUUCCAAUUCAAAUAUUAAGAAACAGUGUUUCCUAAUUUAGGAAACACACAGAAUGGACUUGUCUUUGAUGGACCAAGCAUGCUUCAAUUCAAUCUUAAUUUUAUAUAUUAAAAUGUGCACUUUUUACAUCGCCCAUUCCACAAUUGUUGUCAAUGAGUUUUAUAUGCCUUAAUUUGUUUAUGCAAGGCAUUAUCAUAAAAAAGUUCUGCACUGUUUGUUUUUUGGGAAGGAACUUUGUCAUUACUUUAGCCCAAACUGUCCCUAGAAAUACUGGGUUGUGGAAAAGGGUUGACACCCAUGGCUUACAAUGACAGAUAGAUGAGACUCCUGCUUCUGGGCUAUUGAUUGGAAUCAGGGGAAUCCCUUCCCUCAAGAUACACCAUUUAAGUCAUGUUUCAGUUUUGUAUCUGCUUUUAUUAUUUUUUUUUUGAGGGGCACCUCUAGGGAUCUUGUGAGAUAGCUACUUGUUUAGAGGGUGUCCUUCCAUAGACAGUAAAAAGGAAGACAACAAAUCUAGGAGUGAAUUGAGAUAUUUUAUUUAAGUUCAUGCAAUUGAUACACAAGGUUCAAGAAAAAUAGUGGUGAAGCUAAUAAUAAUAAGGCAAGUCAAUGCUACUGUAAUACCAGAACUACCUAGAACUCUGGAAACAAGUGACCGCACACUGUGAUACCAGAACAUCAAAACAUGGCCUCGGCUGCAUUACAAAAUACAGUAUUAGUGCCCAUUACUAUGGGUAAUAACCAAACUAGGUUAACCUAUGCAGAAUGUUCCCUAUAAGGUUGUGAGCUAGUCCCAUUAAUGCCUUGAUCAAUUAAUUGAUGCCACCUCUGUAUCUUGAACCCAAAGGUAGAGUGAGAGCAUGCACACCCUACAAUUUGAUAACUAAUAGUUUUUUCAAGUGAUAUGGUCCAGUGUUGGAGAUAUCACAAAUAAAAAUACAUGUCACCAGAAUUAUCACUGCAAAAUGAAACCAUACCAAAUUCAUACACAAUAAAACCACCAAAUGAAACCCCUGUUUCAUGCAAACUUCUUUGGCUAAAUAUUCAUUUUUCUUUGUAUGUGUAGCUCCUUCCUGGAUAGCAAAACAGUCUCUACUAUAAAACUGCUAUCAGCCUUGCCCCUCACCUUGCUCCAUGUUUCACGUUUACCUUUAGUUACUGUUUGGUCUUGAACAAUCUACAAAAAACCCUAUUAAUUUGCAGUCAAGUUUACAUUACAUUUUAAAUAGGAGCUCAGCCUACUAAUACUAUCCCUUACAAAAGAACCUUGACUGCAAAUGAAUUUCCCUAACCCUAACUUCUCACAAAAACUAGAUAGUCAAGCUAUGAAUAGUACUCAGG
Molecule: messenger RNA, 9055 nt
Organism: Pocillopora meandrina
Lineage: Eukaryota; Metazoa; Cnidaria; Anthozoa; Scleractinia; Pocilloporidae
Source: the annotation of a GenBank genome assembly